This is a messenger RNA of Moneuplotes crassus, 1216 nucleotides long. The record is from the annotation of a GenBank genome assembly. Lineage: Eukaryota; Ciliophora; Spirotrichea; Euplotida; Euplotidae.
AAUGGGAAUCACUGAUUCUAGAUCAGAGUUCGAAGCUGGGCAUAUUAUCCUUCAGACAACCAAGCCUUAUUAUGCUCCUGGAGAAGAGGUAACUGGGAACAUUUAUAUCUCUUUGCAAAACCCAUUCCCUGGCUCUAACCUGCAGCUUGUUUUGAAAGGAAAAGAAGAUGUUGGAUGGACAGUCAGAAAGAAAAGAGGCAAGCAUAGCUACACUAAGCAUAUUGAAGAUAAAGUAGAAAUUGUAAACUUCACAGCCCCUAUCUAUACAUUCAUGGGUGGAUCAGUCAUGCCUGGACAAUACAGCUUUCCAUUCAAAAUAGUUCUUCCUGUAGAUAUUCCGUCUAAUUGCUUUUAUACUAAUAAAGCAUCUCAGCGUUCCCAUGGAAAAGUAAAGUAUAAACUGAAAGCUGUCCUCAAAUCCAAUGAUGAUAAGAUGAAAGACAUGAAUUUUAAGCAAACUUUAAUAAUCAGACAGCAGCCUGAUAUAGUGCCCAUGAGCAGUGCGGCUGAUUAUAGUGAUCAAGUAAAAACAUGCUGAUGCUGAUGCUCGAGUGGAGUGGUAACCAUCCAAUCCCAGACGGACAAAACAGCUUACACUCCUACCGAGACUGUAAAAAUUAUCGGAAAUAUUGAUAAUAGUAAGUGUAAGAGAGACAUCAAGAAAGUCAAAGUUCAACUUGUACAGUCUGUCCAGUUAAAUGCUAGGAGAAAGAAGAGGAAUUUGCUAAAUCUUUUAGAUUCUUCAGAAGACCACUUGUUCAACAAUACUAAUGAUCAAGACAGGCGAUACAAUAACACAUAUGUUGUGUUAGAAAAAGAGUACCCAGGAAUUCCCCAAGGACAAAGUACUAAGGGAGAAAAUCAGUUUAUGGAGCUUCCUCUUCGAGAAUAUGGGAAUAAAAUGGACAGAGAAGAAUUCAAGGAGCAAAUAGAAGGUAGAGAUGAUCAUGCUAUGGGAGAAGGAGUUCAACCGACCAGUACUGGGAGGUUGAUCAAAAUCACAUAUGAAUUAAAGAUCUUUGCGGAUUAUGAUAUAUGUUGUGGGUGUUGUACCAGACCUGAAACUGCAAUUAGCGUGUUUAUCUCUCCACCAAAACUUCCAAGCUAUCAAGCUUUGGAAGCUCCCCCAAAUUGGAACCCUCAAGUAUUUGAUAGUAAGAAUUUUGCAGAUCCUGUACCAAAUCUGACGGAAAAAGGGAAGAUUGAUAAAUUGUAA